AUGUCUGGAAGCGACUGGUCGGAUGUGUUAGAGCCCUCAUCUCCUGAAGAUGGCAGCAACUUCCGACGCAGCCUUCAAAUUGACAUGAAGGGACUAGUUGGUGACGCUGUUGGAAACAUGAGUAUCAGUCCUGGAAGCAGAGAUGUGGUGUUAGCUGCGCGAAAAGGGCUCUUCAUCAUUGACUUGGAAGCACCACUCAAUGUACCGCGAUUUCUCCCACAGGGUGGUACAUGGGAUGUUGCCGACGUCCAGUGGAACCCUCAUUUGACUCGCAGCGAAUACAUAGUCUCUACUUCAAACGAGAAGCUGCUCAUAUGGAAUCUGCUACUGGGCGGUAAAACUUCCAUUGAGCACGUCUUGCGGUCUCACUACCGUGCAAUCACCGAUAUCAAUUGGCACACAACUGAUCCUGACGUCGUAGUCAGCACAGGGAUAGACUCUUGGCUUUGGGCCUGGGAUCUCAGGACGCCUCAGAAACCUGUUAUGGGUCUUUGUGCUUUUGGAUCUGGCGGAACGCAGGUUAAAUGGAAUCGCCAAGAUGGGAACCUGCUUGCAUCUUCCCACUUAAACGAAGUCUUCUUAUGGGAUCGGAGGAAAGGGUCACUUCCAGUCUCCCGUAUAAAAGCUCAUAAUGCCAAGAUAUACGGCAUCGAUUGGGCACACGGCAGACGCAACGAGAUUGUAACUUGCUCUCUCGACAAGACAAUCAAGAUAUGGGACACACAGACGUCUGAGCCCAAGAUCACCAUUCGCACUCGAUAUCCGGUCUGGCGAGCUCGUGACCUCCCUUUCGGCCGAGGUGUCCUCAGCUUGCCGCAGAGAGGGGAGACUGCACUUGAGCUGUUUGCUCACGAGGAUUGUCACACGCCAAUCGAGACUUUCGAAGGUCAUACAGAUGUGGUUAAGGAGUUUGUCUGGCGCAAGGGUGGACAAGAUGGAUCAGAGUUUCAGUUAAUUACUUGGUCAAAGGACAAAACCCUUCGUUUCUGGCCAAUGGACAUUGAGAGAGCGGGUACAACUCCUACACCUCAGUCGAUCGCUGCUCUGUCACGUCGUGAAGAGUUGAAGGUAUCCUUCAGCAAUCCGCCUACAGGAACUGAUUUCCCUCCUGCUUUGUCUGCGCCCGUUGGUCACCGGGCGAUCCUGGCCGAAAUACGUGCACCUUUUCCACCUCGGGCGGCCAGAACGAGCACCGCCAUGUCGCACGCAAAAGCUACUGCGCGCUCCCCGGAAGAGGAGCUCAACUUACGAUCCUCGAUGCCGCGGUCAAGACCUGUCCUUAUUGCGCAUGGAAGGGGAGGGACCAUGACUCGUGGUCAUGUUGGGGGACGCUCUGCUCAGAUUAACACCUUCGCAUGGUUGUCGAGUGUCAAGGUUGGUGGGACGAGAGAAGGAAGUUCUGGCCCCGGCAGCAGUGGAGAAAAUGGGACUGCCUCUCGGUUGGAGUCAAGAUCGAGACCGCCAUCUCUUCCAGGUAGGUCAAACUCACAACCUCUGUCCGGUACGCAGAGAAGCAGUGAUGCAAGAGACAACCGCGAGGAUGAUCACCGGGAGGGAGAGCCCGGACAGUCACUGCAGGAUGAGAUCACAUCCGUUAUCAAUAAGCUAACGACAUCCAAGGUUAAGCUCGAAAAGGCCGAUCUGACGAAGAAGAGGACGUGUACCUUUGGUUUGCACGGCCCAUGGGGCGACUCCACAUCUGUAUUCAUCCGGGUUUCGUUCACCUUCCCUCGAGACUAUCCUCAAGCGGCUUACCCUCAUGGCAUUCCUAUGGUUGACCUCGAGCGGAAUCCUCUCAUCUCUAUGAACAGUCGCGCUUUCAUUCUUCGUCGUCUUCGAGCCAUCCGAGAGCGCCAGAGGCCUUGUCUUGAGAAAUGCCUGCGAUUUCUACUCGUUGGUGACGACAAUGGAGAUAUUGGCAGACAUAUAGGAUCAGAUUCAGAGUCUUCGUCGGAAGACGAAGUACCCGCGGCAUCGCGCAAAUAUCGAGACUUGACUUACUCGCUGCUACGGAGUGACAAGAACCUCGCUGAGCCGCGCACUUCACAGGGGGUCUUCGGCGUGAAUGGCGAACUCGUGUGCUUCUUCCGAGCACCACCGCGCAUUGUGCGGAAUCCGAUGCAAGAAAUAUCUGUCUCUCCUUCGAUCGCUUCUCGUGGCCAAGAAAAUUCUCCGCGCCUAUUCCAGUCGCCUGCCUUGCUAUCGGAUGCUGUUCGUCAUCUCCGCUUCGCGGCGCACGACCGUGAAACUGAAGACACGGAAGUGAAAAGGCCCGAAGACGUAAACAACAUCCUCCGUAUCAUGAGUAACUUAUUCACUUUUUCGCAACACAAGCCUAUGAGGGUCUCAGCGUCUCAUGAAGACAUACCUACUAAUUACUCAUUACUCCCUACAAGGCGGAGUACAGUAUUCAUCAAGAAGACCCCUUCACUUGUCGGCAUUGAUACAGCUAUCGCUCAGGAAUACGAGCUUACCGCUGCAGACCCGGCAGAUCUGUGCAAGAAGAAUGCUGAAAUCGCUCGUCUGCGAGGCCGCGUCGACCACGAACGGGUAUUCAAGCUUAUUGAACCCGUGAUCGCUAAUGCAUCUACAUGUCUUAUGAACCUGGAUGAACUGUCCGCUACGACGUGUAGUAGUCGCGGUUCUCUGGCCAUCAGGCUUGUUGACAAAUUGUACAAAGAGCUGGCAGCCACCAAAGACAUACAAAUGUUGGCAAUGAUGUCUGUGCUGCUGCUAUGGACGUCUACCUUACAGAGCCAAUCAGACGUCAUCGUGCAUACUGAUUCCUCGCGUCUAUAUGCGGGCGUUGUAUAUCCGCAGAAGCUUAGUUUACCGGAUCCCUCUGGUCGCAAUAGUUAUCAGACCCGUCGGAACCAGUCUUUUUCGCCAAUCUGGACUCGCCCCUCUCCGUCUCCAACCUUUCAACCGCUCGCUCCUCCACUCUCGUCGCCAUCUUCUUCACGAGGCUCUUGGUCAAGUUUGUUUAAUGCCAGUAGUAUGCGGCAGUUAGUAGCUGGUUCUCGUACUGGAGGCGCAGUCCCUGUUCCUGUAGCGGGCAAGUUGCAACGCGGCUUCUCAUCUCCUUCUCAGGGAUACAGCAAGGAGUUCCUUCCCCCGACUUCGCCUACCACCAAGUCCUGGUCUGAGGCUACAAAUAUUUCGGACAUGAUGUCGGCGGUUGCUUUCUCAUCUGCUGGACACCCACGUCGACCAACGUUCUCGCAAGUACUCUCAACGCAGCCAACGCCAGCGGAUAAGAGGAAACUUGUUCUUAAUCUCGUGAAGACACCGCAACAUCUAGGAUCCUUGCAGUCCCAGCUGCGUAAUCAACUGCUAUGUCAUACCUUGGUAUAUGCCGAGAUGCUGCUUGCUUGGGAACUUCCUGACAAGAGAAACGAGCUAUUGAAGCUCAUCGAAGGAGAAUUGGUAACGACCGCGUUAAACCCUCUUAUCGUCGAAAACACGCUGGUUCUCGAUCAAUUGGGACAAGCUCACAAUUGUGAACAGGUGAAUGAGAUGAAUAGCGCAGCCUCUGUUUGUGCAAGCCGUUCAAAACUGGCACGUUGUACCAUUUGCCGUAUACCAGUAAAAGGUCUAUCAUUUAUUUGUCCCGUAUGUCUUCAUGUCACGCAUGUCGCCUGCUGGGAAGCACGAAGAAGUGUCUCCUGCGCUACGGGUUGUGGGUGUCAGUGCACCACUCAAAGCAAUAAAUUGCUCGCAGAUGUACUUUCGUUGUCACCAUUAUGGAUAGCUUCGACUUCCAUUAGGUAA
Molecule: messenger RNA, 3771 nt
Organism: Sparassis crispa
Lineage: Eukaryota; Fungi; Basidiomycota; Agaricomycetes; Polyporales; Sparassidaceae
Exons: 19
Coding region: 1-3771 (1256 amino acids)
Molecular function (GO): protein binding
Source: RefSeq, a predicted model, not a curated record